AUCACCUGAAAGACAUGGUCCUGACAGACAGACAAUUCUGUUCCCUACCAAAAUGAAGCUGCUGCUGCUGUGCUUGGGACUGACCCUAGUCUGUGUCCUUGCAGAAGAAGCUAAUUCUAUGUCAAGGAACUUUAAUGUAGAAAAGAUUAAUGGGAAAUGGAAUUCUAUUAUCCUGGCCUCUGACAAAAAAGAAAAGUUAGAAGAACAUGGCAACAUGACGGUUUUUGUGGAACACAUCCAUGUCUUGGAGAAUUCCUUAGCUUUUAAAUUCCAUACUCUCACUCUGUUUUACAGUAUAGAGGAAGAGUGCUCUGAAAUAUUUUUGGUUGCUGACAAAACAGAAAAGGCUGGUGAAUAUUCUGUGGCAUAUGAUGGAUUCAAUACAUUUACUAUACUUAAGACAGACUAUGAUAAUUAUAUUAUGUUUUAUCUUAUUAACAAAAAAGAUAGGAAAACCUUCCUGCUGAUGGAGCUCUAUGGCCGAAAACCAAACUUGAGUUCAGACAUCAAGGAAGAGUUUGCAAAACUAUGUGAGGAGCAUGGAAUCGUUAGAGAAAAUAUCAUUGACCUAUCCAAUACCAAUCGCUGCCUCGAGGCCCGAGAAUGA
Molecule: messenger RNA, 607 nt
Organism: Mus pahari (shrew mouse)
Lineage: Eukaryota; Metazoa; Chordata; Mammalia; Rodentia; Muridae
Product: major urinary protein 4-like
Exons: 6
Coding region: 53-607 (184 amino acids)
Molecular function (GO): odorant binding; small molecule binding
Source: RefSeq, a predicted model, not a curated record